This is a messenger RNA of Girardinichthys multiradiatus, 5396 nucleotides long. RefSeq names its product tripartite motif containing 66 (gene trim66). NCBI's taxonomy places the organism in Eukaryota, Metazoa, Chordata, Actinopteri, Cyprinodontiformes, Goodeidae. Bases 321 to 4142 code for a protein of 1273 amino acids. Gene Ontology annotation, molecular function: zinc ion binding; protein binding. The record is from RefSeq and is a predicted model, not a curated record. The transcript has 19 exons.
AAAUCUCACGAUUAACUGCGAGACUUUGAAUCUCCAAAAUUUUGUCCGGACCAAAGAGCGACAUCCGAUGUGGGGGGAUCGCCACCCGGAGAUGCUCGGGUCAAGAGAGGGGUCCUACACUUGGAUGAACCGGGGGAGGAGAGAGCGCCGCGAGGCUGUCAUGUAAGCUGUCUCCUCUGGGGGCCACCUCUCGGUUCGUGCUGCUUCCUGCCUCAGGUAGAAGCCUGUGUUUCUCCUGCCGUGGUUUCAGGGCUGCUCUCUCUCUCUUCUCUGCUCCCUCCAGCUGAGCAGGCAAAACAUCCUCUGCUGCAAGCACAAAAAUGGAGAAGGUCUGCUCAGAGUGCACAGAGCCAACACUUGCACAGAGUCUCUGUACGCUGUGCAACAAGUGGCUCUGCUACCAGUGCACUGACAUGCACCAGCACCAGAGAGCCUCCUCCCAGUAUGCAGAUUCUUUCCAGCAGCGCCAGCAGCAGAGAGCCAGUGCCGCCCAGUGUCCUGAUCUGCACCAGAGAAGCUCCAGCUCACUGCCUCCUACUGGACAAGGCCCCGGGUUGUAUCCUUGCUCCUUCCUCAUGUGCCACGCUCACCGACAGGAGCCCUUGGAACUUUUUUGUGAGUCAUGUGACCUUUUGUGCUGCAGCAGCUGUCACCUGUCCUCCCACAAAAACCACAGGGUGGUGCAGACUGGCAAGGCCCUGCAGGAUCAGCAGUGGCUGUUUGAAAACCUGAUGAUGCAAGUGGAAGAGAGGCGGUCUUCAGUGGAAAACAGUGCAAAACAAAUAGAGGACAGACUGCAUGGAGUAAAGAUUGCACACAGGAAGGCAGAGAACCAGAUUAAAAUGGCUAAGAUGAUUAUGAUGAAUGAACUUAACAAACGAGCCAACCUAUUAAUAGAGCAACUGGAGAAGAUUUCAGAGGAGUUUCAGCAGCGUCUGGAGGACCAGCUGCAGGGGGCAAUAGAGAUCUGUGGCCAGCUGGAGCACAUUCAGAAGUUCAACACCUGGGCCACGACCCAUCACUGCAGAGGCCCGGUGCUCUUCAGCAGGGCUUCGAUUUCUCUUCAGAUGCAGCAGCUGCUGGAGGCGUCUCUCCAGACAGACUCUAAUCCUGUCAAGAUCAAGUUUAACUGGGAUGCCAGUUACUGGACAAAGCAGAUUUCCUCUUUUGGUCAGCUAACUGUUGAGGGGGGAAAUUGCACUUACCCUUCAGGAUUGCCCUGUUCCAGUAUUUUAAGGCCCCAGCCCAUCGCCUGUUUGACUCUGCCCGCCAUGUUUCACCGAGGCCAAGAGCCAGGCUGCGGCUAUCAGGCCUGCUGCGAGCCUCAGAUGUGUUGCCUCCAUAGCAUUCCCAGUCAGCUGGAGCUGACCAGUCUGGACAAAAGCCAGAUGGAUAGCACUCUGUAUAACUCCAGCUGUGUUCAGCCUGCUAAUUUCUCUGCUUCAUUGAGCCAGAGUCAGCAGCUCCAGAGGUUUUGGGAGACAGAGAGCUCCCUGCCUUGCCCUCCUCCUACAUCUCCUCUCCCAGGACCCAUCCAGCUCAGCUGUAGCCAAGGAUCUGCAUCGCAAGAACCUCAGUCUUUAACCUAUGUCUCCUGUCACAAACUUCAGAGAGAAAUUGCUCCAGACAGUCACACUCACCGUAAGAGUCUGGGUCAGCGAGACAGUCACACUCACCGUAGGAGUCUGGGUCAGCGUAAGGGGAAGUUGUCUACGAGUCCAGCUCUGCAGCAAGAGGUCAGUCACAAUGUGAGGGACAAAGAUGUGAUAAGUGAGGAGAGCUGGGAGGAGAGGUGUAGAGGGGCGAAGACCUGUACACAGACAGCGGAAGAUGAAAGCAGAGAGCUUCUGGAUGAGGAGCUGGAGGCAGACAGAAGGGGUCAGAGUCCGGUCCAGCAGCAUCAGUUGCAGCUUCAGACUUGUUUAGCAGCACACCAGCAGAGGACCAAACCUGCUCUCACGCUCAGAGUCCAUAGAGAUGGCAAGAGGUCCACGUCCCUGGAGCUGUCUGCCAGAGCCUACGAGCGUGCCUCGGAUGUGCAGAGCAGCAGGCUCAGCCCCAAUUCAGUGUGCACAACGAGGAAGAGGCGCUCACGGAGCAUCCCAACCGAGCUGGUGGCACCAUCCUCCAGCCCCUACACCGAAAGGCCUGCUGCUGGAUGCAUGAACAGCCGGGAGGCAGUAGUUGCGAAGAAGUAUGAUAUCAUGGAUCUAAAACAAAGGAGAGCUUCAGAUGGAGGACUUUGUAUCGUCAAUGAAACUGUCUCAACCCAAACCAAAGGACUCUCUCCUUUGCUUCCCUAUAAGACCGAACCAGAUCACCCAACUGCUUUUGUAUAUGAAGAGAUUGAUUUUGAAGCCAAGGAGAAGCACAGACAGCCAAGAAACAGCUUUAGCAGUGAUGGGGAGUCUCAGAAGGACUCUGGGAGGUCCAGGGUCCCAGUGGUUUGCUUAGAGCGUCUCAAAAUACUCGUGUCGCAGCUUCCCCCAAAUGGACGAAGACAAAGCGACCCUUUGCCUGCCAGCGAGACAGACAAGAGUGAAGGCCUUCCCCAUCACAGUACAUGGCACACAGUAAUGCAACACGUGUUAUGCAAACUGAACACAUUCAAACAAGUAAAAAAUGGCAGAUUCAUAAAUGCUGAUAUCUUAAAUAUCUGGAAUAAGGGAAAAGCUGGGGGGUCUGACACCAGAAGGACCACCUGCUCACUCACAGAGCGACCCACUCGCAGCCCGUCUGCCACCUAUACUGACACCUGUGACUUUAGCAACAACAACAGCGGGACGCCCAGCUCCCACACAGCAACCGUACUUCAUACUGACUCCACGUAUGUGCCAGAAAGUCACUCUGCGCUCGAUCUGGACUCUGACUCAGAUCCCAGGUCCUCAAGUUUGGACGUCAUCUGUUAUCCGACUGAUCCAGACCCCCUGCUAAACUUAGAUGGGUCACUGGAUUCUGAUCCAAAUGCAGCAUCUUCCUCCGAGGUUGCCUCCGAGUUUGAGCUUGUUGCUGGAAGGGAAUCGGCAGGGUCAGGUGAGAUUAGACAAUAUGGGGAUUCAGAACCAAGCCUUGAGUAUGAGGCGGAGCCAGACACGGGUGCAGGAGCAGGGUCAGACAACGGUCAGGGGUUGGAUGCUGACGCAGAAUCAGGGGAUGCUGAAACACAGUCUGACACCCAGCCUGAAAAUGAUCCCAGUUUUCAGGCUGAAACUGACUCUGACGCUAUACCCAGUCAGCCUCCAGAUUCUCAGGGCUCCGUGGAGUCCGAUCUUGACUUGGAGUCUGAACCUGAACCGACAACUGAUGACCCACAGCCGCUUCGUUCUGACCUGGAGGAGGAACCGCAGAUGAGUCCAGGUCCGAGGCAACUUUUGAUUGCAAACCCUGCAGCUCAAAGGGACACAGAGGACAGUCAGACAGAGCAGGACGUGGAUGGAAUGGAGAGUGAGGACUUCUGUGCGGUCUGUCUGAUUGGAGGGGAGCUGCUGUGCUGUGAUCGAUGUCCAAAGGUCUUCCACCUGUCUUGUCAUGUCCCGCCUCUGCUGAGCUUCCCCACAGGGGACUGGGUGUGCAGCAUUUGCAGAGAUGUUUUGCAGCCUGAAGUUGAAUAUGACUGUGAGAAUGAGAGAUCAUCUGGAGCAAACACUGCACAUGGACUGUCUGCCUGCGAUCAAAGAACAUGCGAGCGACUGGCUCUUUUGAUUCUCAGCAACAUCUUGAGUGCUCCUUUCCAAGAACCCGUCAGCCCACUUGCACGUCAUUACUACCAGAUCAUCAAGAGGCCAAUGGAUCUGUCUGUGAUCAGAGCUAAACUCAGUAAGGGGAGUCCCAGACAUUACAGCUCCCCGGACCAGUUUGUUGCAGAUGUCUAUCUCAUGUUCCGCAACUGUGCUAAGUUCAAUUAUCCCGACUCGGAGGUGGCACAAGCAGGCCGCAGCCUCGAGGCAUUCUUCACGUCAAAGCUGAAAGAAGUUUUCCCAGGUAGAGAUUUCCCGAUGGCUGAGGUAGACUCUGACAGCGAUGAGUACGACGAGGCCUGCAGGGCCACCGAUGGCAGCUUCCUCUGGCCAGAAAGGAGGGAGCAGUGUUACAGGAAGAGGAAGAGAAGGCAGUCGCUCAAGUCGAGGAGGCAUCACUUCUAACUGGAUGGUGAUCGGAAAUAAAAUGUGCUUACAAAAAGGUUUUAUUAUAAUUCGACAAUUUUUAGGUGACAGGCUAUGGGGUGACAAGAGAGAUUUUAUUCUCUGAUUCAUCUUUAGUUGACCAAUGUUGUGGCUUGUUGUAAAAUGUCAGUGCUGCCAUCUGAUGGCAGCUGAAUAUAUUCUCUUUAGUUAUUUUCCCUGCUGGCAGCUAAUCAAAGGAGAUGAACAUGUAAAAAAGUAGUUUUGGUGGCAGAGUGUACGCAACAAAGUUUAUGAAGUUCCUCUUGUAGCCAUAACCAUGUUCAGUUUAUCACUGUAAGAGCUUCUUUAUCAUAUCACAUAUUAACCCUCUGAUGCACUGUAUUGCUUACUGCUUUAUCUAUUUACAUAUAGACUUGUAAUCAUGCACGCUUUCUGCUUUAUGCUGUAUUGUGCAGACAGGAUGGUGUAGCUGGAUGUUUUUGGAACUUUAUAAUACAUGGACUUACAUUUUUUUUUAAAGUGACAUGGUUCUCAGUAUAAACAGAAAUGUUAAAAUGUUAAUGCUGGUAAAUUCUGUAAUGUUUUUACACAUAUAUGUUUGGCAUAUUAUACAUGUUUUCCUGCAUAGAAACAAAUCUGCUGUUGUUUCCAGUUACAAAAAGAAAUAUCUUUGGUUUCUUCUUGACAUAAUUUGGGUUUUGGAGUGUCAUUUAAAUGGCAGCUGAAAAUCAUCUCUUAUUUUGUAUUUUUAAACAGAGAGAAAUGGAGGGUGUGACUGUGAGCACUGUACCUUCUGGUAAAGCUAUAGGAUAAGAAAUAUAUUGACAUAGGAUUUUAUGUGUUAAACAAUAAAAAAUGAGUUUUACAUUGAAUCAUAAAUAUGUAGAACAAGAUUCAUCCAUGCUCUACAAAGACUUUCCAAUUUCAAUAACUCAGACUGAGUAAGAAAGUAUGCUACAGAUAUUAUUCAUGGCUCUAAAAAUGUCAGUGUUCUUUGUACAACCAAUGCUGUUUGAAAGGAAAUAUGUAAAUUCAUAACACCUCAAAUCAUUUCCUGUUUACAAAUACUUUAUGCUACUGCAGCUCAAACUCAACAUCGCCUAACUUUUAUCCGCUCCAUAGACGAAUGUACAAUAUAUGUCAUUAAAUGUAGUAUUUCCUUUUGUUUUGAGGAUGACUGACCAACUUUACGAACUGUCUCUGUUUGAGUUUGUUACUUUCCUUAUUUUUUCACUGUAAAGGCUUAAAAUAAACACAUGCACAAUAUACUAA